This is a messenger RNA of Lactuca sativa (garden lettuce), 1879 nucleotides long. Its product is annotated as transmembrane protein (DUF616). The record is from RefSeq and is a predicted model, not a curated record. Lineage: Eukaryota; Viridiplantae; Streptophyta; Magnoliopsida; Asterales; Asteraceae.
AUAAUAAAAGUACAUUUUGUCUUCUAAAAAAAGGCGCUUUCAAGUUCAUCUUCCUUCGCAUUCGUUGGAUGCACGACCGACAAUUGUCCCUUUUCCUCUCAAUCUUUCCACUCGUCAAUUUGAUUCUCUCGGCCCUUAGUAUGAAAACGACAGAUUGACUCACAGAAUCAAUACCGAAAUUAGGGCUCGGAACAAGAUCCGCAUUCAGAAGGAAGAUUUGUAGCCAGGAAUAGAUCUUAUGAUUUUGUGCAGAUGAAUUCGAAGGAGGUUAGUUUUAGGAAAAACUGAAAUGUUACCGGAGAGGAGGGGAGUUCCUGUUGGUUCAGAUCUGAUUAAAGCUGCUGAUCAUAAUAGUGACUAUGGAUUACGAGCUGCUCGUCGUAGUCGGAGGGCUGGACGGAUGAGAUUGUUGUUCUGGUUAUUCUCACUUGCUGCUCUCUUCUCCAUCUGUUUUGCUAUUUUCGGAUUUAAGAUGUUCUUCCAUGGUGUAGAAGACCAUCAAAGCCUUCCAUCAUUGAGAGACAUAAAAGAUGUAUCCAUAGAACCAUAUACCCUCGAGAAGCCAAAAAAGAAGCCUCAUAGAGCACGUUUUAACCCUUGUGAAGUUGAGUUAAUCGACUCAGUAGAUCUACUCAACGAGCCCAAAUCCUUUUGGAAAUUUGUAAACUUUUCAUUACAAUACAUUCAAACAGAUCACACACCUUCACAUGAAAACCCAAUUACUCCCAGAUUUGGAGGUCAUCAAACACUUGAAGAAAGAGAACAAUCCUUCCAUGUCACCAAUCAAACAAUCCACUGUGGAUUCAUAAAAGGACCCGAAGGGUUUCCAAACACCGGGUUUGACUUGGUCAACGAGGACAAAAUGUACAUGAAUUCUUGUACUGUUGUUGUAUCAUCUUGUAUUUUUGGAAGCUCAGACUUUUUGCGAAGGCCAACUAGCAAAUUGAUUAGUGAGUAUUCAAAGAAGAAUGUUUGUUUUGUUAUGUUUGUUGAUAAAGAAACACUUGUGAAACUAUCAAAAGAAGGAAGUAUUCCUGAUGAAAAAGGGUUUAUUGGAUUAUGGAGAAUAAUUGUUGUAAACAACUUGCCAUAUAAUGACAUGCGAAAAACAGGAAAAGUCCCUAAAUUUUUAUCACAUCGCCUCUUCCCAUCCGCUAGGUAUUCAAUUUGGCUUGAUAGCAAGAUGAGGCUUCACACUGACCCAAUCCAAAUCAUCGAAUAUUUUCUAUGGAGAAAAAAAUCGGAAUUUGCAAUUUCAAAUCAUUACACGCGACACUGUGUAUGGGAUGAAGUACAACAAAAUAAACGUUUAAAUAAAUACAACCACACAGCAAUCGAUGAACAAUUUUUAUUUUAUCAAUCAGAUGGACUCCAUAAAUUUAACCAUUCAGACCCUAAUAAACCCCUACCAAGUUAUGUACCUGAAGGUUCAUUCAUUGUGAGAGCACAUACACCGAUGUCUAAUUUAUUUUCGUGCCUUUGGUUUAAUGAAGUUGAUCGGUUUACUUCACGUGAUCAAUUGAGCUUUGGGUAUACUUUUUUGAAGUUGAAGAGAAUGAACCCUGAUAAGCCAUUGGUGCUACACAUGUUUAAGGAUUGUGAGAGGAGAGCAAUUACGAAGCUAUUUCAUCAUAGGAAUCCAUGAGGAAUGUUUGAUGCCUUUAGAUAAGUGGGUUGUUGUUAUAUUUUGUGGAUUUUGUAAUGGAGGUAGAUGAGGAUGUGGGCCAUUGUGAAGCGCAAGCUGAAGAUGGUGGGUUUUUUUUUGUAAAUGUUUAGUGUUGUAUUAAUAGAGACUGAUGUAGAUAUAAGACUGUGAAAUUAGUUGCAAAGGAACACAUAAUGUAUUAUUUUAAUUCAUAGCCUCAUUCUUUUUUGUCUA